CAAGUUGUUGAACCCCGACUCAAAUCCCUAUUCUCAAGUCCAUUGAGUCCAAAAGCCUCCGAGGACCGUCGUGUCGUCUGAAUCGCAAUACUCAUAGCUGCUCACUGAGCUGAACUACCCGUCCACUCUCUCCAUCGCUGCCUCCCAGAGUGCGAGAGUGACAAAGACUCUUCCUUUUCUUCCUUUUAUUUAUUAUUAUUAUUUUUUUGGUGGUAUUGUCCAGGUUCUCUGUAUAGCCCUUCUUUUUCUUCGCCCUUCAGAUUCUCUAGCUGCACAUAUCCCCGGCUCGAUUCUUCCUAAGCCCUUGUUCCGAGUGAAACCCCUUCUCUCUCCCUCCCUCUCUCUCUAACUCCCUUUUUUCCCCUUUAUGAUUUUCGAGAUUUCUGUGUCUUCCUCACUGUUCAUCUCCAAUGGAUUCGCCACUUUCUGGGGUAAAGGGAGCAAAAGUGCUUAUGGUUGGAGCUGGUGGAAUUGGUUGCGAGCUGCUGAAAACUCUCGCUCUGUCGGGUUUUCAGGACAUACAUAUUAUUGACAUGGACACUAUAGAAGUCAGUAACCUGAACAGACAAUUUUUAUUUCGACGAUCCCAUGUUGGCCAAUCCAAGUCGAAAGUUGCUAGGGACGCUGUCUUAAAAUUUAGGCCUCACAUAAGCAUUAAAUCAUACCAUGCAAAUGUCAAAGAUCCUGAGUUCAAUGUGGAGUUCUUUAAGCAAUUUAAUGUCGUUCUGAAUGGACUUGACAAUCUAGAUGCGCGAAGGCAUGUGAAUCGCUUAUGCCUGGCAGCUAAUGUUCCACUGGUUGAGAGUGGAACGACUGGGUUCCUUGGACAGGUCACUGUACAUGUCAAGGGAAGAACAGAGUGCUAUGAGUGUCAACCUAAACCAGCUCCCAAGACAUUUCCUGUUUGUACUAUCACAAGCACUCCCUCAAAGUUCGUUCACUGUAUUGUUUGGGCCAAAGACCUGCUUUUUGCUAAGUUGUUUGGAGACAAGAAUCAGGAAAAUGAUUUAAACAUACGUUCUAGUGAUGGUGCCAGCUCAUCAGAAAACGUGGUUGAUGUAUUUGAACGUAGGGAAGGUGAGGGCAUUGAUGAGUAUGGAAGGAGAAUAUUUGAUCAUGUAUUUGGUUACAACAUUGAGUUAGCUUUGUCUAAUGAAGAGACAUGGAAAAAUCGCAAUAAGCCAAAGCCUAUUUAUAGUAAGGAUAUUCUGUCUGAUGAAAUGGCUCAGCAGAAUGGAAACGUGGACAGAGAUUCUGCGACUGAUGAUGGGUCUUCAGUGUCUGCCAUGGUAUCUUUGGGUUUGAAGAAUCCUCAGGAUAUUUGGAGUCUUUCUGAGAAUUCUAGAAUAUUUUUUGAAACAUUGAGGCUAUUUUUCAUGAAGAGGGGAAAGGAGAUUGGCAACCUGAGCUUUGAUAAAGAUGAUCAGCUUGCAGUUGAAUUUGUUACUGCAGCUGCUAACAUACGCGCUGCUUCAUUUGGCAUCCCACUACAUAGCCUUUUUGAAGCUAAAGGUAUUGCUGGUAACAUUGUGCAUGCCGUUGCGACAACCAAUGCAAUUAUUGCUGGUCUAAUUGUCAUUGAAGCAGUUAAGGUGCUGAAAAAUGACAUAAAAAGUUAUAGAAUGACGUAUUGCCUAGAACACCCAUCAAGAAAGAUGCUGCUUAUGCCAGUGGAACCAUUUGAACCUAACAAGUCUUGUUAUGUUUGUUCUGAGACACCUCUACUGCUUGAGAUAAACACACAUCGUUCAAAGUUGAAGGACUUUGUGGAAAAGAUUGUCAAGGCAAAGCUUGGGAUGAACUUGCCGAUUAUUAUGCAAGGUUCAAACCUCCUUUUUGAGACUGGUGAUGAUCUUGAUGAAGACAUGAUCGCAAAUUAUGAAGCCAAUCUUGAAAAGGUGCUAGCUGAGCUUCCUUCUCCUGUAACAAGUGGUACGAUGCUUUCGGUGGAGGAUCUUCAACAGGAAUUGUCUUGCAAUAUCAACAUCAAGCAUAGGGAAGAGUUCGACGAAGAGAAAGAGCCUGACGGAAUGCUUCUUUCAGGAUGGACUCAACCUGUGUCAGUACCAGAAAAGGCAAAGGAAGACAAGUUAAUCUACCAUGGCUCAAGAAUGUUGGAUAUAACAGUAGAAGCCACAGAAGCUGGAAAGGAUGAGACUGGUGUAGCAGUUGUGGCGAAGAAACAAAGAAUCUCUGAAACGUCGGAGGUUGGUGCAAAUGCUGGUGAUGAAACCAAUCACAAGAACUAUCAAGUAAUUGAUGAUGAAGACGAUCUUGUCAUGCUUGAUGGGAAUUCUGACAGCAACAAAAGAAAAAGAUUGCAGUAGGCACGUGUGAAGUAAAAUGUGGAUGAUUUUUGCCAUCCUAAUUUUGUAUCUGUAGGGAGAUUUGGUGAUUUUUCUUUUGGCCAUUGUUAUUAACAGGUCUGGAAGCCGCCAUUAUUUAGUCUUGAGAUAGUUAACGUUUGUUCUCCAGGAUUCUUCACAGAUUGUAGCGGCCAUGUAUACUCUCUUGACUUAGAUAACUGACAUCAUAUUGACUUUCUCACAUCUAGAUCAGUGAAAAAGGUUCUGCAGUUUGGCAUCCUAUUCAACAUUGUCGUCAUGUACUGCAAAUUUAGCUUUUGGGAAUGAAAACUGUGUUUGGCA
Neltuma alba is the source of this 2648-nucleotide messenger RNA. Its product is annotated as SUMO-activating enzyme subunit 2-like. Lineage: Eukaryota; Viridiplantae; Streptophyta; Magnoliopsida; Fabales; Fabaceae. The coding region runs from base 411 to 2327 and encodes 638 amino acids. Gene Ontology annotation, cellular component: SUMO activating enzyme complex; cytoplasm. Gene Ontology annotation, molecular function: SUMO activating enzyme activity. The record is from RefSeq and is a predicted model, not a curated record. Gene Ontology annotation, biological process: protein sumoylation. The transcript has 11 exons.